Messenger RNA from Coregonus sp. 'balchen', 4384 nucleotides. The record is from the annotation of a GenBank genome assembly. Lineage: Eukaryota; Metazoa; Chordata; Actinopteri; Salmoniformes; Salmonidae.
CGCGGCAGCCGCAGCGAAGAGACCGGAGCGGCGUUGCCCGAGGCAGGUACGGUGUCGUCGGUUAUGUUUGUAAAUGCAAGGUGUCGGGUGGAACGGGUUGACAGUUGAAGAUUUUAACGGUUUCUCGACGAAGCGAGGCGAAACUAGGUCGGGUUGCGACGUUAGAUAACGAAUAGGUUGGACACUAGAGCCUGGGAAGAGUGUGUAGGCCUAGUUUUUCCGCGCACUUUGCUGACACAGCAAGCGGGGGUAUAGUCUUCUUCCUCCCGGUAGGUCGACCACUGCUGGUCCAGGUCCCUCUCCGACACCCGCUUGUAGCUCAGAGAGGUACACAACUGUCACCCUGGCAACCUAAAAUCCGAUGUAACGUUAGCCAGCUAGAUGAUGUUCUUCUCUUUCAGGUGCUGAAGCGAUUACAGCAGGAAAGAUGGCGGACGACCCUAACGCGGCAGACAGGAACGUGGAGAUAUGGAAAAUCAAGAAACUGAUUAAAAGUUUGGAAGCUGCCCGUGGGUAAGUGGUUGAAUACCGGUGUGUGCAUAAUGUGUCUGCCUGGGUGUCGAUAUGCCGAAGUGAAUGGACCGUGUGAUAAUAGCUGGAUUAGUGAGGCCAAAUUUGGGAGUGGUAGUUUAGCUAUGGUAGCCGGUUAGCUUGCUAACACAGCCAACAUUGUAAUUAACGUUAGGUGCCACCAGUAUUCGAUGUUGAUCGUAUAAUUAUUAUGGUGAUUGCCGUGUUAUUUGUACCUAGCUCGGUUGUUUGUAUGUGCUGAUGUCCGGCUUAACUAGUUAGUUACAUGUUGUUAGCUAACGUUACCUAGCUGAAAACGCCGGCUUCCGUGGAUGGGGUCUAGAUUAACAGCGUGUUGGUGCGGUUAUCACAUUGACUCCGGUAUGUUCCCAUAUGCUGCGAUAGACUUAGCAGUUAGUAGCGACGUUGGCUUGCUAUCAACAUAUGGCAUUGAGCAUGUCUUCUAUUUGGGAGUGGAAAGCUUAAAUCUAUACUCUGAGUAGCAAGCAACAGUCAAUUGCCGCGUCCUAUUCUUCCUUUGGUGACAAUGUGUAACUUUAGUUAACAAGCGGUCAUCCAUAUUCAUUUAGAUAAGUAGUUGACAGAGAUAGCUACGUGGCUUCCUUCGGAUGUGACUAGGCAAAGGGGACUACUUUGCCCCCGAAGUAUUCUUGUUGUCCACUGAUGCAGAAUCGACUGUCCUCUGCUAGCGUUACAUUUCAUUUACAUUUUAGUCAUUUAGCAGACGCUCUUAUCCAGAGCGACUUACAGUUAGUGAGUGAUACAUUAUUUUUUAUUUUUCAUACUGACCCCCGGUGGGAAUCGAACCCACAACCCUGGCGUUGCAAACACCGUGCUCUACCAACUGAGUUACGUCCCUGCAAGGUUGACCAUUUGACCUAUAUUCACAAGCCAGCUAGCUACCUGUGUGUAUGCAGCGUCAGCGUGUAUAGUGAAUGCAGACAAUGUGGCUCAGUGGAACUUCAGCGCAGUCUUUGGUGUCAAGGACAGAGCUUGUUGUUCGGUAUGAAAACUGUGCCCCCCUCCCUCACCUUUCAGAUAGUGGAAACUGGGAAGGUAAUGUUUGGUGGCCAAUGGUGUCAGAUAUUGUCAAUGUUUAAGGGUGUCUGUGUCACACAAAGGUAGAAAUGGGUCAGGUAAUAUUAGAGAAUGAUUGGAGGGGGCUGAUGGGUGGAAGAUUUGUUUUGAUUGUGGAAGCGUAUUCCUUUCUUUCAGAGAUUGAGAUAUGACUAAGACAGUAUUAUUUACACAGACUGUGAAUGUGUGUGUUUAUGUUGUGUCUAACCAUCUCUCCCUCUCUCCUCAGUAAUGGAACUAGUAUGAUCUCGCUGAUCAUCCCCCCUAAGGACCAGAUCUCCAGAGUGGCCAAGAUGUUGGCUGAUGAGUUUGGCACGGCCUCCAACAUCAAGAGCAGAGUCAACAGGCUCUCUGUGCUCGGGGCCAUCACCUCUGUACAGCAGAGACUAAAACUAUACAACAAGGGUGAGUGACUGUCAUUGUGUGUGCUUGGAGCCUUGACCUCCUCAUAGCAGACUCCAAAGCUACAGCAAGGGUCAGUCUGUUCUUUGUUGUGUGUAUUUACUAUGGGUCACUGGGUCUUGCCUGUGUUGACUGAAAAGCCCUGUGUCUCUCCUGCAGUGCCCCCUAAUGGCCUGGUGGUGUACUGUGGAACCAUCGUGACAGACGAGGGCAAAGAGAAGAAAGUCAACAUUGACUUUGAGCCUUUUAAACCCAUCAACACCUCCCUGUACCUCUGUGACAACAAGUUCCACACUGAGGUAGGAGCUCAACUAAUGUAUGUCUGUCUGUCGCAUGUUGUCACUAGUGUCUAAUUGUCUCUACUGUAAUGGAAAUGCCCUCUGUCUUUCUCUCUCUCUCUCUCCAGGCGUUGACGGCCCUGCUGUCUGAUGACAGUAAGUUUGGCUUCAUAGUGAUAGACGGUAGCGGGGCUCUCUUCGGGACGCUGCAGGGGAACACUAGAGAGGUGCUGCACAAGUUCACUGUGGACUUGCCCAAGAAACACGGUACGCUCCGCACAUCUCACACAGACACACAUACACGCAGACAUAAGAACAAGAACAUUACAGAUGUUAUUCCCCAUCAAUACCCUUUAGUCACUACAAUUUCUCUCUCAGGCAGAGGAGGUCAGUCUGCUCUGCGCUUUGCCCGUCUGAGGAUGGAGAAGAGACACAACUAUGUGAGGAAGGUGGCUGAGACAGCUGUCCAGCUCUAUGUGGCCAACGACAAGGUCAACGUGGCCGGAAUGGUCCUAGCAGGGUCUGCCGACUUCAAGACUGAGCUCAGCCAGUCCGACAUGUUCGACCCUGUAAGUGUGUGUGGUUGAGAUAAUCCAUGGUUUAUGCUGCAUUAAUCCUUACUGUGAUCAGUUAAUCCUUUGUCGGGCUGAUGCUUUUGGUGUAAUUCCUCUGUGAUUUUCUGAUUCUGAGUGAAUCAAGCAUUUCACGGCACACUAACCCCUGUUGUGUGUGUGCAGAGGUUACAGGCGAAGAUUCUGAAGCUGGUGGACAUCUCGUACGGAGGGGAGAAUGGCUUCAACCAGGCCAUCGAGCUGUCGGCCGAGGUCCUCUCUAACGUCAAGUUCAUCCAGGAAAAGAAGCUCAUAGGUCUGUUUGUGGCACGUUGAGGUUAGAUUUUGGGUUAUCCCAGCGAAUGUGUGUCUGUUUGUGUUAGCUGUUUUUGUUAGGGUUAGUGCAGAUUGUUUCCUUGUGAAUGGUCAUGAUAAUUAGUGUGAUGAUGAUUGCUUCCCUUUCUCCAUCCCCAAUCACUAAAACAAUUUCUUGGACCCUUUAUUCCUCUCUUCUCCUCCAUUCUCGCUCGCGCUCUGCAGGACGGUACUUUGAUGAGAUCAGUCAGGACACAGGGAAGUACUGUUUCGGGGUGGAGGACACACUCAAAGCCCUGGAGAUGGGGGCUGUGGAGAUCCUCAUCGUCUAUGAGAACCUAGACACCAUGCGCUACAUCCUUCGCCUGCACGGGGCUGAGAGCAUCGGAACAGAGAACGGUACACACACGCACUCCCCAUGUGCAGUAUAUCCUCUGGCACCAUGAAGUAGAACUGAGAAGAGAACGCUACACACAUGGUUUCUCAUUCCCUGUCUUCAUUGUGCUUUGUGUUUCAGAUGAGAAGACUCUUUAUUUAACACCCGAGCAGGAGAAAGACAAGUCCCACUUCACAGACAAGGAGGUAAGCCCUGUUCUCUAUCCCUUGUUCUCACACGCAGGUACACACACACAGCGGUUGCCUUGACAACACUUUCUGUCCCUGAACCCAUUCGGGUGGUUUAAUUUUUGGUGUUGACUUGUUAACAUUUCUUUGCUCUCAAACCUGUCCAUUUGGUGUGUGUGUGUGCGCGUGCUCGCAUGUUCACAGACGGGGCAGGACCACGAGCUGAUUGAGAGCAUGCCUCUGCUGGAGUGGUUUGCCAACAACUACAAGAAGUUUGGAGCCACGCUGGAGAUCGUCACAGACAAGAGUCAGGAGGGGUCUCAGUUUGUCAAGGGCUUCGGAGGCAUCGGGGGUGAGUCCACACCAACCAGUUGUUGUUAUAGGAUUAUAACAUGGGUGUCUUUGUUAUGGUCAUGUUGUGGUGGUAGUUCACAGCAUGUUAGCAUGAGAUCAACUUCAUAAACCUAAUAUUAGUAAUGACUCUUCAGUCCCGCAACAGUCUUUAUCUAGAUAAUUGACUUUUUCUUUAUUUCUCGCUUUCAGGAUGCUUGCGGUACAGGGUGGAUUUCCAGGCCAUAGAUUACCAGGCAGAGGAUGACGAGUUUUUUGAUUUAGAUGACUACUAGGUAGUCAGGGACUGAAUAGGGGAGAAAGAAGGAAAAAAAG